GCAUAGCGAUUUUUUUUUACUAAACGCAACCACGAGUCAUUUAAACAUGUGGUUUUAGAAAUCAAAAACAUCUGAACUUAUUACUUUGAUGUUUUCCAAUUUUUAAAAAUAAAAUGAAGUUUGCUUACAAGUUCAGUAAUUUAUUGGGCACCGUUUACAAUAAAGGAGAUUUAAUAUUUUCUCCUGAUGGAUACUCCGUUAUCAGCCCGGUGGGCAAUCGAAUUACAAUUUUUGAUCUAAAAAAUAAUAAGUCCAUGACGCUUCCAGUUGAAAGUAGAUUUAAUUUCACAGCAAUCGAUAUAGCACCAAAUGGAGUCACAUUAAUUGCAAUAAAUGAAGAAGGAGAAGCGAGUUUAAUUAGCUUAAUAAGCAGAACAGUCAUUCACAAAUACCGAUUCAAACGACCGGUAGCAUGUGUGAAGUUUUCACCCGAUGGAAAACACUUUGCUGCAUGUAAACAGAACAAUGUGUUUGUAUUCAAGGCACCUGGCCUAUUGACGGGAGAAUUCAAUCCAUUUGUUAUGGAACGAAUUUUUCACGGUGCUCAAGACGAUACUACCUUCAUAGACUGGUCUUCAGAUUCAAAAAUAUUAGCGGUGGGCUCAAGAGAUAACGCCACCAGAUUAUAUAGUCUUGACAAAUGGGCCAACUUUAGAACUUAUACAUUUGGAAGCCAUACAAAUUCUAUAGUGGCAUGCUUCUUUGAAAAAAACUCUUAUGACAUCUCCACAAUUAGCAGCAAUGGUCAACUAUGUGUUUGGGAAUGCAGCAUUGAACCUGAUGCAUUAAAAGUAUGGGAGCCUCGGGUAAAAAAGCAAAAACCCAAGGAUAGCGACAGCGAAGAUGAUAUCGAUUUAGAUAAAGCCUUGGAAAAGCCUGGAAAGGGAAAAAGGGCGAUGAAACAUUCGAUUGAAAAAGACGGAGAAGAUGAAGAUGAGCCUGAAGAAAAAGACACCAAAGUAGAACCUCUACGAUAUAAAAGAUUAGCAAGACACUAUCUAGGAAAUGAACUCCAAAAUCAGAACCGAAAUGCCGUUCUCACUUCCGCCGCUUAUCAUCGCAGUACAAAAAUUCUUGUCACUGGUUUUAGCCAUGGAGCAUUUUUCAUUCACGAAAUGCCAGAAGUUAACAUGAUCCACUCCCUUAGCAUUUCAGACCAAUGCAUAUCUGCCAUUUCAUUGAACAACACUGGAGACUGGAUAGCCCUUGGUUGUUCCAGCCUAGGCCAACUCCUUGUCUGGGAAUGGCAGAGUGAAAGUUAUGCCAUGAAACAGCAGGGGCACGGUACAAACAUGAAUUGUUUGGCAUACAGUCCUGAUGGACAGUACAUUGUGACAGGUGGCGAUGAUGGUAAAGUCAAACUGUGGAAUGCAUCAACUGGAUUUUGUACGAUCACUUUUCACGAGCAUACUUCAGCUAUUAGCGGAGUUUUGUUCAGCCACAAUCGAAAAUUCAUCGUCUCAGCCUCUCUUGAUGGCACGGUCAGAGCCUACGACAUGACAAGAUAUAGGAAUUUUCGUACUUUGGUGUCGCCUCGUCCUGUACAAUUUGCUUGCCUAGCUUUAGAUACUAGCGACGAGUUCCUCGCAGCUGGGGGACAAGACGUCUUUGAAAUUUUUCUGUGGAGUGUGAAAGUUGGAAGGCUUCUUGAAAUUUUGAGUGGUCAUGAAGGACCAGUCGCGAGUCUUGCCUUCAGUCCGAGUCCUGCUAGUUCGGCAUUAGCUUCAGUUUCCUGGGACAAGACUCUGAAAUUGUGGAAUGCGAUCGAAAGCGGGUCUAGUCACGAAACAAUCCAACUCACAGCUGACGGUUUAUGCGUGGUAUAUAAACCAGAUGGACAGCAAGUUGCUGUCGCGACAUUAGAUGGACAAAUUUCCUUUUUUGAUUGCAAAACUUCUGACCAACUUGGGAGUAUAGAAGGUAGAAUGGAUCUCGGUAGCGGACGAUCAGAUACAGAUCUUGUAACUGCAAAACAAAGUUUACAGGGAAAAGCGUUCACUAGUCUUUGUUAUACAGCAGAUGGCAUGUGUAUACUUGCCGGAGGGCAGUCGAAGAACGUUUGCAUUUACAAUAUCCAGGAAUCCAUACUCUUGAAGAAGUUUGAAGUCACCCAGAAUCGAUCCUUCGAUGCUGUCGAUGAUUUCAUCAAUCGUAGAAAAAUGACUGAUUUUGGAAAUCUGGCGCUUGUCGAAGAUCGUGAUGAAACGGAAGGAGGAAAAGUAGCCCUGCGUUUACCAGGAGUUCGAAAGGGUGACAUGGCAAGCAGAAGUAAUAAACCCGAGGUUAGAGUUUAUGGACUACAGUUUUCUCCCACAGGACAAUCCUGGGCAGCUGCCACCACAGAAGGACUUUUGAUAUAUUCAUUGGACAUGGGAUUGGUGUUCGAUCCGUUUGAAUUAGAUGUCGGAGUAACACCUCAGACAGUAAAAGAAACUUUAUAUAAAAGGGAACAUGCCAAAGCACUUAUGAUGGCACUGAAGCUCAACGAGAAGCUUUUGAUACAAGAAGUUAUUGAGAACAUUCCCUACAAGGAUGCUGAUCUGACAAUAACAGGCCUCUCUGAUGUAUACAUAGAAAAAGUAUUAAAGUUUAUCGCGUCAGAGCUGGAGAAUACGAGGCACAUCCAUUUCUAUCUUUUGUGGAUUGACGCGAUACUAACAAGGCAGGGAUCGAAAAUAAAUUCAUCUACACAGAUGCCCGUCUUGCUGACCCUGCAAAAAAAUAUGCAGAAAAAAUACGAUGACCUUAGCAAAGUUUGUGACUUCAACCAAUAUACGAUCAAAUAUAUUCAAAGACUGGGAGAACAUAAAGCGCGAAUAGCACAGGUAGAGAAAAAUAGUCGGGAAUCGAGUGACGAGGAAGCGCAAAAUGAAUCUGUGACCGAGGAAAUGGAGGUCGAUUAAAUUUUCAUUGAUUAUAAGAUCUGUACAUACUUUGAAAACCCUAAAAAUACAAAUUUUUCAUAAUUUGGUAUUUA
Messenger RNA from Athalia rosae (coleseed sawfly), 2977 nucleotides. Its product is annotated as periodic tryptophan protein 2 homolog. NCBI's taxonomy places the organism in Eukaryota, Metazoa, Arthropoda, Insecta, Hymenoptera, Athaliidae. The transcript is spliced from 14 exons. Bases 114 to 2903 code for a protein of 929 amino acids. The record is from RefSeq and is a predicted model, not a curated record. Gene Ontology annotation, molecular function: protein binding. Gene Ontology annotation, biological process: ribosomal small subunit assembly; maturation of SSU-rRNA from tricistronic rRNA transcript (SSU-rRNA, 5.8S rRNA, LSU-rRNA). Gene Ontology annotation, cellular component: small-subunit processome; Pwp2p-containing subcomplex of 90S preribosome.